GUACUGUGUUGUUGAGGUUACCUCGGCGCGGCAGGGCACGAGAGGACAAGGGUGUAUGUGGUGGCGGGAGGGAUUUGACAGGUGGUUGUGAAAUGGCAAGGUCACGGUCACUGGGAAACAUUACUGGCGUAUAUUUAUUUAUUGAAGCUCGUCCAUCCCGCAUUUUUUCCCCCUUUUUUAAGUGUUUAUGGUAUAAUUGCAGUUUCCCCCAAUAAACCACACUCAAAAUGGCAGAGAAGGACCUGUACAUUGCUGCCCUUGAGAAGAAGCUGGCUGAGCUGUCUGGUAUUGAAGUUGAUCAGAUCAAGAAGAACCAGCUGGCCAAUGCCUCAAGUGAGGCACGUUCCAUCCGUGAGAUGGCUGAGUAUGUGGAGGGCAUCCAGGUGAAGCAAGCUGGACUGGUUAUUACUGGCCAGGUGAAUCCUCAGGUGGCUGCUAUGUUUGCCCACAUCAAGGCUGAGCUAGGUGAGGAGCGUGGAGCACACACCCUACCACCUCUAAAAUAUGAUUAUGAUGCCCUGGAGCCUCAUAUCUGCGCCACCAUCAUGCAGAUCCAUCACACCAAACACCACCAAGGAUACAUCAACAACCUGAAGGCAGCUGUAGAAAAGCUUGCAGAGGCAGAGAAGGCUAAUGAUAUAGCUGCCAUGAAUGCACUCCUUCCGGCCAUCAAGUUCAAUGGAGGUGGCCAUUUGAACCAUACCAUCUUCUGGACCAACAUGGCCCCUGGAGCUGGAGGAGAGCCCACAGGAGCCAUUGCUGAAGCCAUCAACAAGGACUUUGGCUCAUUCCAGUCCUUCAAGGAAAAGUUCUCUGGUGCCAGUGUUGCUGUGAAGGGAUCCGGCUGGGGUUGGCUUGGCUACUGCCCCAAGGAUGACAAGGUUGCUGUUGCCACUUGCCAGAACCAGGAUCCCCUGCAGAUCACCCAUGGUCUGGUGCCACUGCUGGGUUUGGAUGUGUGGGAGCAUGCUUAUUAUCUCCAGUAUAAGAACCUGCGUGCUGAUUAUGUCAAAGCCUUCUUCAAUGUGAUCAACUGGGCCAACGUGAAUGAGCGCUAUGAAGCAGCUCGCAAGGCAGCUGGUCACUGACUGCAACACCCCUACAUGCCAGCCCGCCUCUAGCAAAGAAUUCUUUAAGGCCACAACAAUAACUAACGGACCUGGUACUAGCUUUUUGCACAUGAGCACCUUGCCUUGUGAUGUACUAUUCAUGUUUAAAUAUUAUAUCCUAAGUAAUGUACGUGGAGUGUACCAAACCAAUGAUGUAUGAAUAAACUUUAUUUUAAAAUUAA
Scylla paramamosain (green mud crab) is the source of this 1291-nucleotide messenger RNA. RefSeq names its product superoxide dismutase [Mn], mitochondrial-like. Gene Ontology annotation, biological process: superoxide metabolic process. The record is from RefSeq and is a predicted model, not a curated record. Gene Ontology annotation, molecular function: metal ion binding; superoxide dismutase activity. The transcript is spliced from 7 exons. Bases 228 to 1088 code for a protein of 286 amino acids. Lineage: Eukaryota; Metazoa; Arthropoda; Malacostraca; Decapoda; Portunidae.